Molecule: messenger RNA, 861 nt
Organism: Lentinula edodes (shiitake mushroom)
Lineage: Eukaryota; Fungi; Basidiomycota; Agaricomycetes; Agaricales; Omphalotaceae
Exons: 4
Coding region: 1-861 (286 amino acids)
Source: RefSeq, a predicted model, not a curated record
AUGUCUUCAGCAGAUUUUGAAAACAUCAACUAUGCCAAGAUUUUCGGUUUCAAUUCCGUUGCGGCAGCGGCAGUCUUUGCGGCUUUAUAUACCCUUCUUUUCUGCUUCUAUCUUUUCAAGGUUAUUCGAGAGCGAAGAGGAAUUUUGAUCGCUCUCCUUGCCUUCUGUCUCUUUCGUAUCGUCGGGUUCAUCAUGCGUGCUAUAGCCUCAAAUAACACGAAAAUUGGAGAGAAUCCGGGAUAUGUCGUUGCAACCGAGACGUUUUUCUCAAUCGGAUUCUUUGGUUUACUCUUUUGUGCCUUUCUUUUGGUCGUUGCGAGACUAGAGUUAUGCGCUACGAAACCGUCUACUAGUCCUUUCAUUAGGACUUUGUUGGGUUUCACCAGGAGUCCUCGAGUUUUCCGGCUGUGUCUCCUGGCUCCUAUGGCGCUCGGGAUUGCAGGUCUUGAUGAAAGCGUCGAUAAUCCUGAAGAGAGUCUGGGACUGGAAUUACGGAAAGCCAGCGCAGCUCUGUUUUUAGUCCUCACUUUCUUCCAAGUCGUUCAAACUGGGGUACUUAUCAAAUCCGAGUACGAAGACAAAAAUUCGCUCAAAUACGUUUCACCUUCUUUCGGUGGUAGACAUGCAUCCUGGAUCUUUGGAGGUAUCUCGAUUCUCUUGCUCAUCCGGGAGAUAUUCACCACGGCGACGAUCAAUACCUUCCCAAGGGCUAACAACGAGCAUUAUUGGUACCCCCUCGUCGCAGUCCCGGAGAUUUUGUGUGUAAUCCUUUACAUGAUUCCGGGUGUAGUCCCUCCCAAGGUUCGAGCAAAAUUGGAUUCAUCAGAUGUGGAGGAGUCUUUGCCUAUGGGAUCGAAGUAG